Aureobasidium uvarum is the source of this 409-nucleotide messenger RNA. The record is from the annotation of a GenBank genome assembly. NCBI's taxonomy places the organism in Eukaryota, Fungi, Ascomycota, Dothideomycetes, Dothideales, Saccotheciaceae.
AAUGGCCGAGCCACGCAUGCGCCUACGUCAAAAGGGCCAACAGUUCUCCAACCCCGAACCAUUCGGCGACACCCAACCCUCCCCGCAACCCCUCACAACCCUCGACGAAAUAAUCACAGACUUCAUCAUCGAGACCUGCCACAGCGCCGCAAUCUGCGCCUCCUACUCGCGCCGCCAGAAGAUAAAGGUCGACGACUUUAAGUGGGUCUUGCGCAGGGAUGCAAAGAAGCUGGGCAGAGUGACGGAAAUCUUCUUUGCCGAGAAGAUCCUCAAGGAUAAUAGAAAGGCGUUCGACAUCGGCACGGGAGAAGGUUUGGUGCAGGGAAAGAAGGGCGCUGUCAAGGAGUUGGGCGUCGAGGAUGAAGGCGAGGAGGGCGGCAGAAAGAGGAAGAAGAGAAAGACGGAAGCC